AUGGAAAAAUAUAAUUUAUCAUUUACUGAAUUAAAUGAAACUCAAAAUCAUGAGGAUUUUAACAUUAUAUGGCUUUCAUCGGAUGCUGUCCCGUUCUCUAUAUCAGAUAAUUAUUUAAAACAAUUUGAUUGUUGUGAAGCUUGUAUAAGUUAUAUAAGAAAAUUUAAAAGUGAACGUAAAUUUCUUCUUGUAUUAACGAUGGAUUUAGAAUAUUUAUCAAGUUUUGAAGAUUUAUCUCAAAUACAAUCAAUUUAUAUUUUAAAAAAAUCAAAUGAACACAUUCAAUUCAAUAAACAAAACUGUUUAAAAUUAGUUGAUAGAUUCGAAAAUAUCGAUGAAUUAAUCAAUCGAUUACGUAAAGAUAUAUUAUUACUUUACACAAGUGAUUUACCAGUAAAUAUAUCGUCUCUAAAUGAAAAUAAUAUUGAAGAAUCAUUAAUAAGUUUACAUCGUAACAGUUUAACAAUAUUAUGGUAUAAAUCUUUUAUUUAUCAUUUAAUUCAAUCUUCAAAUGUUAAUAUGGAAGAAUUAAAACAAAUCAUGCUAGAUCAAUGUCGUUUAGAGUAUCAAAACUCCGAGAAUGAAUUAAUAAAAAUCAAUUCUUUCAAUAUGUAUUGUUCAAAUGAAACUAUUCUAAAUUGGUACACACAAGAUUCAUUCUUAUAUCGACUAUUAAAUAAAGCAUUUCGGACGAGAAAUAUUCAUUUUAUUUGUCGAUUUCAAUAUUUUUUAAAAGGUGUAUAUAAGAAAUUUCAAGAAUUAUCAGAAAUACAACAAGAAACAUAUCCUUUGAUUGUUUAUCGAGGGCAAAUUCUCAAUACAAAUGAUCUUAAACGAUUACAAUCAAAUGUCGAUCCUCUUAUUUUAAUGAAUACAUUUGUAUCAACAACACGUAAUGAAGAAAUUGCUCGUUUAUUCAUUCGUGGAACUCGAUUAAGUGCUUUAUUUAAAAUUAAUAUUCACAGUAGAUUUCAAUCCUAUAUUGAUAUUUCUAGUUUUAGUUCAAUGCCAUAUGAACAAGAAAUUUUAUUUUUUCCUGGAACUAUUUUUUCCGUUGAUUCUAUUCGACAAGAAAAUGAUUCAACAUGGAUUAUUGAACUUACGUUAAAUAAUGAAAUAAGUGAACAUAUCGACAAUUUAAUAUCUGAUUUUCAAAAUCAUAUUCCUGUUUUUAAAAACAAACAUAAUGUAUUUAUGAAAACAGAUGAUUUUCGUUUGAUCAAACAAUAUUACAAAAUGCUAACAGGAGAAGAAUUCUGGUUAAAUAAUGAAUCUUUAAAUAUGAUAUAUAUUUAUGUUGCUUUUAUGUUUAGUAAUUUAGGAUGUUAUGAAAAAGCAAUUGAAUUAUACAAAAAAUAUCUUCUCAUAGGAAAUAUUUCUAUUGAUAGUUCGAAAUCAAAAGUUAUUCAUAUGAUGAUCGGUUAUCUUUAUUAUAAUUUUUCUGCAUAUGAUAGUGCUUUUCUUCAUUAUGGUAUUGUAUUAUCAUUAUUAGAUGAAGGAAAUUUAUUAACACUUGAAUUAUACAAUCAUAUUGGUGAUGUUUGGAAUACUAUAGACAAUAUUGAUUAUGCAAUAUCAUGUUAUCAACAAGCAUUGAAUGUUGGGAGUAUAAAUAACAUUUGUCGAUCAGAUAUUAAUCAGAAACUAAAUGAUUUACUUUUAAAAAAGAAACAUUCAGCUUCAAAUUAUAUUUAUCAAAGACAAAUAAACGAUAUUGAUGAACAUUACAGAUCAAUUAUAAACCCAGAUAAUGAAACAGAAUUGAAAGAUUGUCAAUGUCAACUAAAUAAUGAACAUAAUCUUACACCAAUUCAACAUAUUGAUGUGUUAUAUAGGUUUGGUAUAUGUUUAAUGAGAAAAGGCGAUUUUUGUUAUGCAUUAGAAAUCUUUUUAAAAACUAAACAGAUGGUUAUUGACCAACCACCAGAUGAUGAAAAUAAUUCUACAUCUAUUUGGUUUAUUGAUUUAUCAUAUCAAAUUGGUUUAUGUUGGAUGAAAAAAGGUGACUUUAAUCAAGUCUUGAAAAAUCUUUUAACAGCUGAACAGAUUAUUAUUAAAAACCCUCCAUUAUGGGAUCGAUUUCCUCAAUUACUUGCAACACUUUAUGAUAAUAUUACUAUACUUUAUUUUUUCUUAAAUGAACCUUUUAAAGCAUUAAUUAUGUGGAAGAAAUCGAAUGAUAUAAAAACAAAUUUUUCUUAUGAUUAA
Molecule: messenger RNA, 2208 nt
Organism: Adineta steineri
Lineage: Eukaryota; Metazoa; Rotifera; Eurotatoria; Adinetida; Adinetidae
Source: the annotation of a GenBank genome assembly